Molecule: messenger RNA, 891 nt
Organism: Colletotrichum graminicola M1.001
Lineage: Eukaryota; Fungi; Ascomycota; Sordariomycetes; Glomerellales; Glomerellaceae
Product: GDSL-like Lipase/Acylhydrolase
Exons: 3
Coding region: 1-891 (296 amino acids)
Molecular function (GO): phosphatidylcholine lysophospholipase A1 activity
Source: RefSeq, a predicted model, not a curated record
AUGCGAUUCUCCGUGGCCUGUGCCGCUCUCUUCGCCCCGCUCACAGUCGCUGCGGGCGAUGUUCUUGAGUACAAGUCGACGCCCCCUGGGCAAGUCAUCAAAGACGGGGUUAAGUUGCGGAUUCUCCCCGUCGGUGAUUCCAUCACCUACGGUUUUGCAAGCAGUGAUGGGAACGGUUACAGACUAGAGCUCGCCCAGGAUCUCCUCGCCAACGAUGUCGUUUUUGCCGGAACAAUCCACUCUGGCAACAUGACCGACGGUUACUCUGCGGGUUGGUCUGGCAAAACGAUCCAGUAUAUCGCAGACAAUGUCGGGCCUUCACUGGCACAGCGGCCAAACAUUAUUCUCCUCCAUGCCGGCACAAAUGACAUGAACCGGAAUCGUGACAUCUCUGUAGAAGGUAACGAUCCGGUGGGCGCCGCCGACCGACUGGGCAGCCUCGUGGACCAAAUGAUCGCCGCCUGCCCUGACGCCACCGUCCUCGUGGCCCAAAUUAUCAACACCUGCCUUGAGGACCAGAGGCCGGCAACGACCGAGUUCCAGAAGCUCAUUCCGAGCGUGGUCGAUGAGCGAAAGAACGCCGGCUACCACGUUCUGGCUGUGGAUUUUGCCUCUCUGGGCGACGCCAUCCUCCGGGCCGACUGCGUCCAUCCGACAGACGGAGGCUACCGCAUCAUGGGGGAUUACUGGUACGACUUCAUUGCGCAGAUUCCGAAUGAUUGGAUCAACAACCCUUUCGGCAAUGACCCGAACAGAACCAAGUUUCAGGUUGCGAGUGCUGAUAAGAUUGUAUCGAGUGGCGCCAGUGUCGCUACGUCUCAGUUCAAAGAGAAAUGGCUCAUGUCUUUGGCAUUUCAAGUAGUGGUUACGCUAAUGAUAAUGAAUAAUUGA